Molecule: messenger RNA, 192 nt
Organism: Prunus armeniaca (apricot)
Lineage: Eukaryota; Viridiplantae; Streptophyta; Magnoliopsida; Rosales; Rosaceae
Source: the annotation of a GenBank genome assembly
AUGUCGAGCGAAGCUAGCCUUGGUACUCAGCACAACACUCCCCAUGUGGAGUCCUCCAAACGAAGACACUCUACUGAUGCCGAUCUUCUGGCUGAAAUGGCGUGCCUCUGUGCCGAUGUUACCAAAAUCACAGAGAAGUAUGAUCACCUUCGCACCAAAAUGGUGAAUUUGAGCAUGACUGCCAUACCUUGA